This is a messenger RNA of Chrysoperla carnea, 1434 nucleotides long. Its product is annotated as thioredoxin domain-containing protein 5 homolog. Gene Ontology annotation, biological process: protein folding. Bases 103 to 1335 code for a protein of 410 amino acids. NCBI's taxonomy places the organism in Eukaryota, Metazoa, Arthropoda, Insecta, Neuroptera, Chrysopidae. The record is from RefSeq and is a predicted model, not a curated record. Gene Ontology annotation, cellular component: endoplasmic reticulum. The transcript is spliced from 6 exons. Gene Ontology annotation, molecular function: protein disulfide isomerase activity.
CAUUACACAGCAAAAGAAGAGGCUAUAAAGACAGUGCAAUACAUGAAUUUAAAAAAUUUAAGUAUUUAUUUAACAAUUUAGUUUCAAUUAAAAAUUAACAAAAUGACUAAAAUAGUAUUAAAAGUAUGUAUAUAUUUAUUUAUAUCCACGUGUAUAAUUGAAAACAUAUCAGCUGAAGAUGAAAAUGAAGAAUAUUCGAUAGCAUACACGAGUGAAACGUUUGUUCAAGAAGUACCAAAAAAUAAUCAUUUUGUGAUGUUUUAUGCCCCAUGGUGUGGACAUUGUAAGCGAUUACAUCCAACAUGGGAAAAAUUAGCAGAAAUGUUAAAUAUACAGGAUAGUACUGUUACAAUUGGUAAAGUGGAUUGUACAACAAAUACAGGUAUUUGUUCGAAACAUGACGUGACCGGCUAUCCAACGCUCAAGUAUUUUGCCAAAGGUAGCGAGGAAGGUGUAAAGUAUCGUGGUACAAGAGAUAUUCCAUCAUUAUCAGCAUUUAUUAAUUCACAGUUAGAUGAACCUAUUAUUCUGGAAGCAAAUAAUGCAGAAGAUAAAAAGGCAGGUGUAGAAUCACCAUUACCUGAACCAGUGAAUGGGUUAACCGAAUUAACAGAAGACACAUUUGAAAAAUAUGUUGCAUCUGGUAAACAUUUUAUUAAAUUUUAUGCUCCAUGGUGUGGACAUUGUCAAAAAUUAGCACCAACAUGGGAAGAAUUAGCACAAAGUUUAGAACAUGAUUCAUCAAUUCGCAUCUCAAAAGUGGAUUGUACAUUACAUCGACCUGUUUGUAAUCUAUUUGAAGUGAAAGGAUAUCCAACGUUACUAUUCAUUGAAGAUGGCAAAAAAGUAGAUAAAUACCAAGGUUCACGCACACACGAUUCUUUAAAAGAAUACGUGUUAAAAAUGGCUACUGCGCAAGAUAAUGAUGAUGGCAAAUCAAAUGACGAUGAUGAUACUAAAAGUGAUAAUGAAAUAAAUUCAAAACAAACACCGCCCGUAUUAUUGUUAACUGGAGCCAAUUUUGAACAUGGUAUCGAAAACGAUGUAACAUUUGUUAAAUUUUUUGCACCAUGGUGUGGACAUUGUAAACGUUUAUCACCCACAUGGGAUGAGCUUGCAUUAAAGUUCAUUAAAAAUUCCAAAGUUUCAAUUGCCAAAGUUGAUUGCACAGAAGGUGAUAAUAAAUCACUGUGUUCUGAACAAGAGGUUGAUGGAUUUCCUACAAUAUUCAUAUAUAAAAAUGGACAGAAAAUGGCAGAGUAUACUGGAACUAGAUCAUUAGAUGAUUUACAUUCAUUUGUAACGAAAUACUUAGAAGACCAUGAUGAAUUAUAGAUACUAUAUAGAAUUAAAAAUUUUAUAUUUUGUUAAUUAUUUAAACAAUGCCAUUCUUCAUAUCCUAACGUACCUACCCUGUAAAAAAAUUCCUUUUUU